Messenger RNA from Cornus florida, 2692 nucleotides. RefSeq names its product putative protease Do-like 14. The coding region runs from base 160 to 1287 and encodes 375 amino acids. NCBI's taxonomy places the organism in Eukaryota, Viridiplantae, Streptophyta, Magnoliopsida, Cornales, Cornaceae. The transcript has 10 exons. Gene Ontology annotation, biological process: proteolysis. Gene Ontology annotation, molecular function: serine-type endopeptidase activity; protein binding. The record is from RefSeq and is a predicted model, not a curated record.
AUAGUACAGCACAACAACAAUUGUACUGGCGAAGCCUUGAAGACGAGAGAGUAAAAACUCACAGGUUUUGUUAGGGUUUUGUGUUCGUUCUCAACAGCUUCUGACAUUUAAAACUACACAGAGCAAAGCGAAACGAAAUUACGACAGACACAUCUACUCAUGAGACAUUUACUGAGAACGGUUCCAGUAUUCAAGAAAAACUCUCUAAUACGUUUAAUAGCAUUGGCUACUGCUGGUUCGGGUCUGCUGUAUUCUAACAUUGGCGUAGAUUCAAGAACAUCGGUUUCAAUUCAUCCGUCAUUUCGGGAUUCAUUAUUGUGGCAAUGGAGAACUAUGCAAGAGAUGCUUCCCCGUCCUUCAUUUUUAUCCUUGGACCCUUCAUCACAUGGAACUCUUCCGUUAUUUUUUUCUAGAGUUGGCUCGGUCCCAUCAGCGGAUAUAAAGAAGGAAGUUUCUGGGGAGUUUGGAGCUGGACCGAAACCUUGUUGUGGAUGUUUGGGUAGAGAUACCAUUGCUAAUGCCGCUGCAAGGAUUGGUCCAGCUGUUGUCAAUCUAUCUGUUCCACAGGGUUUUCGUGGGAUGACUGUAGGAAAGAGUAUAGGCUCUGGAACUAUCAUAGAUGCAGAUGGUACCAUCUUGACUUGUGCUCAUGUGGUGGUUGAUUUUCAAGGAUUGAGUUCUUCAUCCAAAGGGAAGGUUGAUGUUACUUUGCAAGAUGGUCGGACAUUUGAGGGUACAGUGGUGAAUGCUGAUUUACAUUCUGAUAUUGCUCUUGUAAGGAUAAAAUCCAAAACUCCCCUUCCAACAGCAAAACUUGGCUCCUCUAGUAAGCUUCGUCCUGGGGAUUGGGUGGUAGCUGUGGGCUGUCCCCUUUCCCUUCAAAAUACAAUUACAGCCGGUAUUGUAAGUUGUGUUGAUCGUAAAAGCAGCGAUUUGGGUCUUGGAGGGAUGAGGAGAGAAUACUUACAAACAGAUUGUGCAAUCAAUGCGGGUAAUUCUGGUGGACCUCUUGUUAACAUUGAUGGAGAAGUUAUCGGUGUUAAUAUUAUGAAAGUAUUGGCGGCUGAUGGUUUGGGCUUUUCUGUUCCAAUUGACUCAGUCUCCAAAAUUAUAGACCACUUCAAGAAAAAUGGGAGAGUUGUUCGACCUUGGCUUGGAUUGAAAAUGCUUGAUCUUAAUGAUUUGAUUGUUGCCCAGCUUAAGGAAAAGGAUUCCACAUUCCCUGAUGUCAACAAAGGUAUUCUUGUGCCAAUGUUUCGUAGGUUUUGUUAUGGUGUUGGUUUGUAGAUGCUGGGGGUUCAGAUUACUACAGACAUGUUAAUAUGUUGCAAGCCAACAUCAAGUUUUCACGCCGGGCGCAUCUUUGGCUGGGGAAAUGAAGUUUAAUUGUCUGAAAAUAGGUUUGGUUUGUUCAAAUUUGACAAGUGUCAUUCCCUCUCCUAGUCCCGCAAAUCCCACCCAAAACCAUGCAUUCCCAUCCCGCUUCAUAUCUCUUUCGCCAUUUGCUGUCUAUACCAAACAAACGGGGGACUUCCAGCAGCUAUUUCUGUUGCUGCCAGAGGUUGAAAUCACCGCUAAGCUGCCCGCCUGUUUCUACAAGCUUGUUGGUAGAAAUUCUUAGCAGCCGCUGUUUGCUGUUAAAAGUUGGUCUUAGUGAUAACUUCCUUAUUGUUGAUACAAGUUAUACAAUUAGUGGCAAUAAAUGUUGUAGUUGAAGAGUAGAGUAUUCAUUAGAAGUCUUAUAUACACAGAGGCUAAUUUAACUUAGUUGCAUGGUAAAUGGUUUUGGUGUCACAAAGCUUCAACCCAUGGCUUUUCAUGGAAAGUCAUGCAUUAAUUCAUGCUAUACACAAGCUGGAUAUGCUAAAGCUUCCAUCUUUUGGUGAAAAUUAUUGUUACUUCUUUUUUUUGCAAUAAAAUUUUUAAUAUAGCAUGUAGCAAGGGAAAUUCCUUUAAGCUUGAAAGGGAAGUUCUAUAAAUAACAAUUCUUUGUGGGCAAGACGUUGGAUGACUAAGAAAUAACAAAUGCACAAAAUGUGCAUGACGGAAAUAUGAAUGUUGAAAUGGAUGUGUGGCAAGACAAAAAAUAUUAAAUUAGAAAUGAAAACAUUUGUGGGAUGGUUGGUUGAAGUAGCACAGAUUGGAGAUGAAAUGAGAGAAAAUCGAUUUAAGGUGGGUGGAUACAUGCAAAGGAGUCCAUUACGUGCAGUAGUAAGGAAGAGUGACAAGGUUCGCAUUGAGGGUAAUGAUGGGGGAAGGAAAGACCAAAAGUAAUAUGGGUAGAAUUAGUAAGGAAAUAUACGAUAACACAUGGUUUCAUUGAGGUUAUGGCCUUUGAGUAGAAUGGAAAAAUAGGAUUCAUGUAGCUGAACCCAAGUUGGGAAAAGACUGUUUGUAGUCCUUACAUGUAGCAAGGAUAUAAGUGGAAGUGUGUUGGGAAGUGUUUAUGGCCCAAGAGCAAUGUAUAGUUGGCUAUGGUUCAUUUCUAUUCAAUUAUGUUCUGUAUUUUAUCAUUUCAACAUUUUAAGGUGAACCUUGUUUCAAUAGUAAAUUGGUUUUAGUAAAUUUCCUGUUAUUAAUUUCUAAUUUAUGCACCAACUGCAACUGAUAUGCAUGUGUAUAGAUGUUGAAAUGCACGAGAUAAGGUUAGUCAUAAAUUUUUCAUAAAGAUGCAGCUUUCCCAAACUAAUGU